This is a messenger RNA of Gryllus bimaculatus (two-spotted cricket), 1527 nucleotides long. The record is from the annotation of a GenBank genome assembly. Lineage: Eukaryota; Metazoa; Arthropoda; Insecta; Orthoptera; Gryllidae.
AUGGCCGAGGCUGAAGCAUUGAAGAGUAUGGUGAUGAGUUUUCGAGUUUCGGAACUGCAGAUGUUAUUAGGUUUUGCUGGUCGUAACAAAUCUGGAAGAAAGACUGAACUUCAGGCUCGGGCAGUGGAGCUUUUGCGAAUGCGCUCCACCCCCGUUGAAAUGAAAAUUAAGGAACUAUACAAAACAAUUCACCAAGCACACACUACCGGAGCAACUAUGCAGCCCUCAGCACCCUCAGCUAAAGACAUUCCCAGUGUGCAUAGUUCGAGUGCAAUGCAGCAGCAAUCUGCGCCUAGAAGUAAUGUAUAUAACCCCGGUGGCUACGCUACAGAUAGGCCUUUGCCACCUCCCACAACUGGUAUGUACGCUUCCAGUAUUUAUCAUCACCCUUCGUAUCAACAUAAAACUUCACCGCCAGUCUAUAGCAGUUAUCCUGUUCAUCCAGAUGUGAAACUGAAGAGGUUACCUUUCUUUGAUUUGCUGGGAGAAUUGUUAAAACCGUCUACUUUAGCUCCCCAGGGGUCACAAAGUUUACAAGAGGGUGGUUUUGUAUUUCAUCUGACACCCCAACAAGCCACAGAUAUUGGCACGUCCAGAGAACUGAGACCUGGUUGUAAAAUGGAGUAUGUUAUUCAGGUUCAAAUGAGAUUUUGUUUAAUUGAAUCGUCAUGUGAACAAGAAGACUGUUACCCCCAAGGAAUAGCUGUUAAAGUGAAUGGAAAAGUAUGCCCUCUACCUAACCCUAUACCGACCAAUAAGCCAGGUGUUGAACCAAAGAGACCUCCAAGACCUGUGAACAUAACUCAUAUGGUUCGUCUUAGCCCUACUGUGCCAAAUCAUGUGACUGUGUCUUGGAAUGUAGAAUAUGGAAAAGCAUAUGCUGUAGCAAUAUAUUUAGUUCGUAAAUUAUCAUCUUCAGAACUUUUACAAAGGUUGAAGCAACGUGGUGUUCGACCACCAGACUAUACCAGAGGUCUAAUCAAAGAAAAGCUUCAAGAAGACAUUGAUUGUGAAAUAGCCACUACAUCUCUGAGAGUCUCCCUGAUGUGUCCUCUAGGGAAAAUGCGUAUGACAACACCUUGUAAAGCAACAUCAUGCUAUCAUUUGCAGUGUUUUGAUGCAUCAUUGUAUCUUCAAAUGAAUGAAAGGAAACCUACAUGGAUGUGCCCUGUUUGUGACAAACCUGCAAUAUUUGAUAAUCUUGUGAUUGAUGGCUAUUUUCAGCAGGUUUUAGAUUCUGGAAAACUUAAAGAUUGCAAUGAAGUUCAACUUCAUCAGGACGGAUCAUGGUCAUCUUUAAUAAUUAAAAAGGAACAAACACAAGAACUUUCUCUGGCUGACAAAUCUCUAGUUAAGGUAGAACUAGAUGAUGUGGUUGUUAUUCCUGAACCUAAGGAGCAAGUAAUUGCAGAACAGCCCCCACCUCCCCCAGCACCAAAGAAAGAACCUACAGUUAUUGACUUAACAUUCAGUGAUUCUGAUGAUGGAUCCGAUAGUGUAAAGGAAGUGAGUCUUGUUAAGACUUGA